Molecule: messenger RNA, 450 nt
Organism: Echinops telfairi (small Madagascar hedgehog)
Lineage: Eukaryota; Metazoa; Chordata; Mammalia; Afrosoricida; Tenrecidae
Gene: CALML3
Product: calmodulin like 3
Exons: 1
Coding region: 1-450 (149 amino acids)
Molecular function (GO): enzyme regulator activity; calcium ion binding
Source: RefSeq, a predicted model, not a curated record
AUGGCUGACCAGCUGACAGAGGAGCAGAUCGCAGAGUUCAAGGAAGCCUUCUCUCUGUUUGACAAGGAUGGAGACGGCAGCAUUACCACCCGGGAGCUAGGCACCGUCAUGAGGUCCCUGGGCCAGAACCCCACAGAGGCCGAGCUCCAGGGCAUGGUCCGCGAGAUCGAUGCCGACGGCAACGGCACGGUGGACUUCCCCGAGUUCCUGAGCAUGAUGGCGAAGAAGAUGAAGGACACAGACAGUGAGGAGGAGAUCCGGGAGGCCUUCCGCGUGUUCGACAAGGAUGGCAAUGGCUUUGUCAGCGCAGCUGAGCUGCGGCACGUGAUGACCAGGCUGGGGGAGAAGCUGAGCGAUGAAGAGGUAGACGAAAUGAUCCGAGCAGCGGACACGGAUGGAGACGGGCAAGUGAAUUACGAAGAGUUUGUCUGCAUGCUAGUCUCCAAGUGA